Molecule: messenger RNA, 2792 nt
Organism: Mercurialis annua (annual mercury)
Lineage: Eukaryota; Viridiplantae; Streptophyta; Magnoliopsida; Malpighiales; Euphorbiaceae
Product: cation/H(+) antiporter 15
Exons: 3
Coding region: 169-2664 (831 amino acids)
Biological process (GO): proton transmembrane transport; regulation of pH
Cellular component (GO): membrane; endomembrane system
Molecular function (GO): antiporter activity
Source: RefSeq, a predicted model, not a curated record
ACUCCCUCCCUUAAUGUUUGCAAAACAAAGCUCACAGAAAUUAAGACAAAAAGUUUCAGAUUAUUUUGCAUAAAUAUAAAUGUUGCAUUAUGAAGAUAUGAGUUUUGAUGCUAUUAUACAUUGAUUAACUUUGAAUAAUUUGGUGUGAAUUAGGAAGAUAAAUUUAAAAUGGGGGACAAGGGGGGAAGCAAUGCAUCAAUAGAUGAUACAAUAGUGUGCUAUGCACCCACAAUGAUCACAACAAAUGGGGUAUGGCAAGGUGAUAAUCCUUUGGAUUACUCACUUCCUCUAUUCAUCUUGCAAUUAACUUUGGUUGUCGUCACGACUCGCCUUCUCGUUUUCGUCCUCAAGCCUUUUCGCCAGCCUCGUGUUAUUUCGGAGAUUUUGGGUGGCUUGAUUUUGGGUCCAUCUGUAAUGGGACGCAGUAAAGUAUUUGCAAGCACCAUCUUCCCUUUAAGAAGUGUGAUGGUUCUUGAAACAAUGGCGAACGUCGGUCUCCUCUAUUUUCUAUUCCUCGUAGGAGUCGAAAUGGACAUUUCGGUUAUUAAACGGACUGGUAAAAAGGCAUUAGCCAUAGCAAUUGCGGGAAUGAUCUUGCCUUUCAUUACCGGUGUUGCCUUCUCUUUCUAUAUCCACAAGGAUUCCCACAGCUUGAACAAAGGCACUUUUAUUCUUUUCUUAGGCGUCGCCCUCUCCGUUACUGCAUUUCCCGUACUUGCUAGGGUCCUUGCUGAGCUUAAACUCAUCAAUACUGAGCUUGGUCGCAUUGCCAUGUCGGCUGCUCUUAUCAACGACAUUUGUGCUUGGAUUCUGCUGUGUUUCGCCAUUGCUCUCGCUGAAAACGACAAUGCCUCUCUCGCUUCCUUGUGGGUUAUACUCUCCAGUGUAGCAUUUGUUGUGUUUUGUGUUUUUGUUGUCAGACCCGCCAUCUCAUGGAUUAUAAGAAGAACGCCCGAAGGGGAAACUUUUAGCGAGUUCUAUAUUUGUCUGAUUCUUACAGGAGUCAUGAUUUCAGGUUUUAUAACGGACGCCAUUGGGACACAUUCUGUGUUUGGCGCAUUUGUUUUCGGGUUGGUUAUACCAAAUGGACCCCUCGGCGUUACUCUAAUAGAAAAGUUGGAGGAUUUUGUGUCGGGACUUUUACUGCCUCUCUUCUUCGCUAUGAGUGGGCUAAAGACCAACGUUCAGGCUAUUAAACAAGCUUCUACAUGGGGAUUUCUGGUUCUGGUAAUAAUACUGGGAAGUGCUGGUAAAAUUGUUGGUACUUUGGUUGUCACUUUCAUCUAUCAGAUGCCUAUGCGUGAAGGCCUUACUCUUGGCUUGCUCAUGAACACGAAAGGCCUUAUUGAAAUGAUCAUUCUCAAUGUUGGCAAGGAUCAAAGGGUUCUAGAUGACGAAUCGUUCGCAAUCAUGGUGAUUGUAGCUGUGAUUAUGACCGGACUAGUGACGCCUGUUGUUACCGCAAUAUAUAGGCCAGCAAGGAAAUUCAUUCCCUACAAAAGAAGAACCAUCCAGAGAUCAAAACCAGAUGCAGAGUUAAGGGUACUAGUAUGUGUACACACCCCUCGAAAUGUUCCAACAAUUAUCAACCUUCUUGAAGCAUCACAUCCUACUAAAAAAUCACCUAUGUGUGUCUAUGUCCUCCACUUAGUCGAACUCACCGGACGAGCCUCCGCCAUGCUCAUUGUUCAUAAUACACGGAAAUCAGGCCGCCCUGCCUUGAACAGAACUCAAGCUCAAUCCGAUCAUAUUAUUAAUGCUUUCGAAAAUUACGAGCAGCACGCGACCUGUGUUUCAGUUCAACCCUUGACGGCUAUAUCCCCUUACUCUACUAUGCACGAGGAUAUAUGUAAUUUAGCAGAGGACAAAAGAGUGGCCUUUGUCAUAAUCCCUUUCCAUAAACAACAAACAGUGGAUGGUGGCAUGGAAGCAACCAAUCCAGCAUUCAGAAUGGUAAAUCAAAAUGUACUAGCAAACGCGCCCUGCUCCGUUGGAAUCCUCGUCGACCGAGGACUUAAUGGCUCCACUCGGAUUGCUGCCAACCAGCUAUCGCACCAUAUAGCCGUUCUUUUCUUCGGCGGACCUGACGAUAGAGAAGCAUUAGCCUACGCUUCGAGGAUGUCUGAACAUCCCGGAAUAAGCUUAACCGUAAUGCGAUUCCUGGCAGGAGACGAUGCUGCUCAAUCAGCCGGGGCUGGGACGGGACUGCAGAACGAACCGAGAAUACUAACAGUUGAAACACACGAUCAAAGAGAGAAACAAGUGGACGAAGAGUAUAUAAAUGAGUUCAGGGUGCAGAACAACGAUGAGAAUGUGUUUUACUCAGAAAUAAUAGUGAACAACGGAGAGGAAACAGUUGCGGCAAUAAGAUCAAUGGACAUCAAUGCGCAUGACUUGUUCAUUGUUGGGAGAGGACAAGGAAUGAUUUCCCCACUCACUGCUGGACUAACAGAUUGGAGCGAGUGUCCUGAGCUUGGAGCCAUUGGUGAUCUACUUGCUUCAUCAGAUUUUGCAGCCACGGUUUCUGUUUUGGUGGUGCAACAAUACGUGGGAAGUGGGCUGCAACCCGACGCCAUUACUACGCCGGACGGGCAAGGUCCGCCCGAGGAGCAGCAAUACAGUGGUUUACAGUUGAUGAAUAAGCGACCUGCGCCGUCAAGGUAGCCCUUCAUCACUCACAAAUCAAAACAUUACAAAAAUUUCCUUCUCCUUUUGCCUUUGUAUUAUUAUUUGAUGUAGCUUUGCCUCUGAGUUUUACCAAGAAAUACAUAUUGUAAUUGUAUAUUCUUCCA